AUGGACGUUAACAAUUUUAUUUCAUAGCAAACAUAACUCUCUGGAUAUUCACUAUUAACUAAAUCUUUUAAAAUAACUAAGAAAAAAAAUUCCAUGAUAAUUUAAGGAAUUAUCCUAUAAUACAUUAAAAAAUUCAAAUUAAUGAAUAUUUUAUGUUUUUCAAUAUCAACAAACAAGAUAAAAAUAAAUCCAAAAUAAAGAUAAUCAAAACCAGCAAAAAUUUUAUUAUAACCAUCUUUACAUCCAAUCACACCAGUUGCCAUUUUUUCAAAAAAUAAAACUAUGGUGAAACAAAAAGUAUAAUAAGUUGAAUAAAAGCUCCCUUAAUAUUUUACAAAUAAAAAAGCAACUAAAAUAGUGUAAAUCAUCAAAGGAUAGUAGAUAAACGAGCACCAGAAUAGUUAUUUCUACUUUUACAUAUCUAUUAAUUUAGAGAAAAUAAGACUUUUAAUAUAAAUCAAUAUGUUGACAGAAAAGUAUUUAAGAAUAAAAACAAAGAUAGAUAAAUAGUUUUAAAUUAAUUUUUUUUGGAUAAUUAAUAGGAGAAAAUAAGACUUUUAAUAUAAAUCUAUAUGUAGGCUAAAAAAGGUAAUUUAAAAUAAAAUAAAGCUAUUUAUUUCUAAUUCCUAUCCUACUAAAUAAUAAAAUAUAAAUUUGCUUAUUAAGAUUUCAGCCCUUCUCUUUUUAAUUAAUUACUGA
Molecule: messenger RNA, 699 nt
Organism: Tetrahymena thermophila SB210
Lineage: Eukaryota; Ciliophora; Oligohymenophorea; Hymenostomatida; Tetrahymenidae
Exons: 3
Source: RefSeq, a predicted model, not a curated record